AUGUCGUCAUUUGGUCUGCCUAAUGCACCUCAAGAGGCGAAUCUUAAUCAUGUACUCAUCCAGAUCCCCAGCCGGGAGUCUAGAAGUGAUCGAGGCCGGACGUCGAGCAUCCGUGUGAGCAGUGAUUUCGACUAUGAUGAAUUUCGAAAAUGGGUGGAAGUUGAAAGUGCGAUACCUCCUGGACGCCCGCUUGUCGGCCCGCUUGUCGGCCCUUCUCGACCUGAUAUCAUACGCAUGGUCGACAUCGAUAGCACCAGCUCGUUCUGGAUUGCGUUGACACAGAUCCAAAGGGGUAGUGUACCGCUCACUAUCAACCCUCAGACCGGACUUCCAACACUUCCAUUGGAGGCAGCCAAUGAAUUUAGUAUGAAUGAGGGAGAAGGCGAUUCGGAGUCGGCGCCACAGCGUGAGGAAAGCACAACGUCUUCGCGAGCUUCAGGGAACUUAGGGGAUCCCGGUGCGUCGGAGCCUUCGGAUCCCGAUAACAUUUUUAUCGACUCCUCUUCGCCAGCAGGACCUGGCCGAACUCCGCGCCCACUGGAAGGACUUGGAAGGAACUCGGAGGUUACUGACUCACCUGGCAGUAGGUCCGGACUUGGAGACGAUCUUUCAGGUUUAAUCAACCCUUUGGACUUCCCGUCUCAAGCUCCUUCAACUCCUAACCGCCAACGACCAAGUCCCCAGGGUUCACCACUCCCAAACAAUACCAACUCCUCCAGAAAAAGCGCAACCACUCCAGCAGGUAAAAUUGCCUCCUCGGCUGGAGAUGAUUCCCCGGCCAGAAAUGACCCCCAAGAAGCAGAAGAAGAAGCCGCAGCCCCACAAGCUGGUUUGAGCGAGGACGAAUCGUCCGUAAGCGAGGAUUCGGUCUUGCAGCAGAUGAAUCUCGACUACAACACCGUCGAUGACGACACCUGGAGAGAAGUAUGCAAAUUCUUCAACUGCGCUCCCGAAGCUGAGAAGGUUAAGCUUGACGGUAUAUUGCUUUCUCUCGAACCGUACCAGAUGUACGCGGUCUACCUCACUCUCAGGCAAGUAACUAGAAAGAUAGCAUCUUUCAUGAUCGGAGACGACGUGGGGUUCGAUAAAACAGGCAUGUCAAUCUGCGUUUUGAUUUUGUUUCGAAUCAUCCACGUCAAAUAUGAGGAGGUGUUAGGUGAGUGGGACACCAAAAGAACCCUACAUCCUGUCGUAGCCAGAGAACAUCUCGGCAAGGGGAGGCAAGGCAAAGACGUCGCUUGCCCUAGUCAAAGACCUCGGGGCAUACUGUGUCCUUGCGUCGUUUCGGGUCCUUCUCACCAGAUUGCUAUGACGCUGCCUUCCCUUCCUAGCAUCGUCGUAUGCCCCCCGGACCUCCUCCCGAACUGGGUCAGCGAGUUUGGGAGCCCUUCAAGGGGAAUGCAGAUAUCCGGUUCCCAUACGUCAUACGAUAAAUCGGACUACGCGCAUAGUCUAUUCGUUACGGAUCUCACCAAAGCCAAGAUAGAUUGGAUCCAUGCUCAUGACAAUAACCCGAACGCAGCACCGAAGCCGACCUACGACCUGGUUCCUAGAGACACCCGCGGGUCACAGAGAGUCAUCCUUGUGAGUCGGCUAGGAACUGAGAGCUUGAGGGCCAAGUAUGUCAAGAAGAAUGCCACCUACGCUGGACCCGACGAUGGCAAGCUUCGAUCGAAAAAUAUGGACAUGAGCCAGCUGGCCGCAGCUUUUGUCUUCUUCGAUGAAUUUCAUGGGUAUCGAGGCGGCAAGGACAGUCUCACGGAGCCCUUUAGGUUCCUCAAGAAGAUUGCUUGGGACUCCAAAUACCCUACUGUUGCUGUAGGCUUGUCGGGCUCACUGAGAAGCAAUCCGCUUUUUUGGCGGCCCUUCGUAGAGCAUGCUUUCAACGUUGCAGCAAAUCAAGAAUGGGUGAUGGAUCUUGCAGGGCUGAAGAGAGUCUCUGACCUUGACCAAUACCAGACAACUUGGCGGUAUCUCCUUGACCAUUUCAACACACAAGACAGCAAGAAAAGCGGUGAUUACGACAACCGUCACGACAGCCUCGAGGCAUUUCUCGAGAAGUUCAUCCCGAUCAUGAUGCAGGACCGAAAGAAGGACUCCUUCUUCAGAGGCGUUCCUAUUUUCAAGUCCGCGCCCGUCAUCGAAUUAAAGCACGACAUGUAUAAAGGAGCCGUUUACAAUGCUUUCCGCGAACUGGACAAAAUCGAGCAGUGGCAAAAGGACGGUCAAAGAGGCGAAGCACCCGAGCGAGGAGCCGUUGAGAGAAGGCUUCUUGACCGGGCUGCAAGUGCACCCGGUGCGCCUGGCGGGAACAGCUCGUUUUCCAUCAUUAUGCACGCUUCCUGCUUUCCUGCCGUAGCUCGACUUGUCUCUAGCGAUACGGUAGCAUACGAGCAAAUGCUCGUAGACAAGCUUGGCCCAUUGUCAAAGCAGAUUAGCGAUCUUCUGUCGUCAGUCCUCAGAGGCCAGAAAGCAAACCAGAGAGAUGAUCUCGCCUUGCUCGAGCAGUCGCCCUGUGUUACCGCAAAUGACGACCGGGUCGCGGCGCUUGGCCCGCCUCCCCCAGACGGCUCGAACGCUCGGCACGUGCUCGUCUUCUCUGACUCCCCGUUGUCGACAUUCCUUACUUUCAUGUGUCUCUACCAGCGAUUCUCUAAGGAAAAUGUCGAGUUCAUAUACGCCCACGGGGGGCAAAAGAACAGAGGCGAUCUAUGUGGUUACAUGAACAAGGUCUGCAAGCCAAACGCGCCGAUGAAAACAUUCCUAGGCACGUUCAUUAACGGCGGCGAGGGACACAAUAUGCAGAGAGCCUCCCACGUGAUCCUGUCUGAAGUGCCCGGGAGCGUAGAGAAGCAAACGCAAGCCUUCGGCCGCGUGGACCGGAAGGGGCAGGAGAUGAAACCGGUACUCAUCCAGUUGUAUGACACCCGGAAUCUGGCUGAAACCGUGCGACGCAUUCGCAACCGAAACCGCAACCGCUUCAAGUUAGGAAAGAUUGGUCAUAAUGACGAGGAAUACCAGUUGGCAAACUUCUUGUGA
Anthostomella pinea is the source of this 3039-nucleotide messenger RNA. The record is from the annotation of a GenBank genome assembly. NCBI's taxonomy places the organism in Eukaryota, Fungi, Ascomycota, Sordariomycetes, Xylariales, Xylariaceae.